UCCGCGCAGCCCCUGCCCUCCCCCGGUGGGACGGGCCAGGCGGCGGGGAGCUGCGGGCAGACCGGGCUUGCCGGCGGUUUGUUCUGUCAUCCGUUUGGGGACAAAGUUUGGGAAUAAAGGGAGGGUUCCGCCGCCUGAUCCCGGAAAGGAAGGAGAGCUGCCAAGGGAACGUGCGACCGCCUGCUCCGCGCAGUCCCCUUCCCUGCCUCCCGCAACGACAGCGCAGCUCCUUCCUGUGAUGCUUGCGGAGCGCUGGAGAGAAGCUCUCGGCAGGGCUCUGCUCUGCUCUGCUGGACUAAAGCAACCAGAAAUGCGUCUCCGGGGUCUCUCGGCAGAGCAGUCUUGCUGCUAACCAGAGAAGUUCGAUUCUUCGUGUCUGGAAGGAUGGUAGAGUGAGCCCUGCAGAGGGACCACCCCCCUUUUUGCAUCUCACUGAGUGGACUAUGGUGGCAGGAAGAUGUUGGCUCGGAAGAGUAUCAUCCCUGAAGAGUAUGUGUUGGCACGGAUCGCUGCGGAGAACCUGCGCAAGCCACGCAUCCGAGACCGGCCACGCAAAGCCCGCUUCAUUGCCAAGAACGGGGCAUGCAACCUGGCACACAAGAACAUCCGCGAGCAGGGGCGAUUCCUGCAAGACAUUUUCACCACUUUGGUGGACCUCAAGUGGCGUCACACGCUGGUCAUCUUUACUAUGUCCUUCCUGUGCAGUUGGCUGCUCUUUGCCAUGAUGUGGUGGCUGGUAGCUUUUGCCCAUGGCGACAUGGACCCCAGCACAGAAAGUGCUACUAACAGCACCAAGUGGACACCCUGUGUGACGUGUGUCAGGUCUUUCACCUCUGCUUUCCUCUUCUCCAUUGAAGUUCAGGUGACCAUUGGUUUUGGGGGCAGGAUGAUGACAGAGGAAUGUCCCUUGGCCAUCACAGUGUUGAUCCUGCAGAACAUUGUGGGUCUGAUCAUCAACGCAGUCAUGCUGGGCUGCAUAUUCAUGAAGACUGCGCAGGCUCACAGGCGGGCAGAGACCCUGAUCUUCAGCCGGCAGGCAGUCAUCGCGGUGCGCAACGGCAAACUCUGCUUUAUGUUUCGAGUGGGAGACCUGAGGAAGAGCAUGAUCAUUAGUGCCUCGGUGAGAAUCCAGGUGGUGAGGAAGACUACCACCCCUGAAGGAGAAGUCAUACCCAUCCACCAAGUAGACAUCCCUGUGGAUAACCCCAUUGAAAGCAACAAUAUUUUCCUUGUGGCUCCUUUAAUCAUUUGUCAUGUCAUAGACAAGCGGAGUCCUCUUUACGAUAUCUCCGCUGCUGACCUGGCGCUCCAGGACCUGGAGCUCAUCGUGAUCCUUGAAGGAGUCGUAGAAACAACUGGCAUCACAACACAGGCCAGAACCUCCUACGUAGCAGAGGAGAUCCUGUGGGGCCACCGCUUCGUGCCCAUCGUCACCGAAGAGGAGGGCGUCUAUGCAGUUGACUACUCCAAGUUCGGCAACACGGUCAAAGUGGCAGCACCACGUUGCAGCGCUCGGGAGCUGGACGAGAAGCCAUCCAUCCUCAUCCAGACCCUGCAGAAGAGCGAGCUGUCGCACCAGAACUCCCUGCGGAAGCGCAACUCCAUGAGGAGGAACAAUUCCAUCCGGAGGAGCAACUCUAUGCGGAGAACCAAUCCCUCCCUCAUUGUGCCCAAAGUGCAGUUUAUCACACCCGAGGGGAGCCAAAGUGCCUCAGAAACGUGAUACACAGCUUGGUAGGAGGUCGGUGGGCUUCAGGAAAAGGAGGAGGACGCACCUGGGUGCUUCUGUUAACAUUUUCUUUUACUUCAGAAAGUGAGGACCCGAUGCAGAAAAGAACUGUGCAAGGACUUUUGAGGCUGUUACUGAAAGCACCACCCCGUGGCAUUAGGACACACUUGAGCACUUAGUGUAUGGGUUAAUAAAAAGCGGCACACACGCUGCAGAGAACACAGAUCACUCCUGUAAGAUCAUGUCUCCUGAUGCUUGCUUUAAGGGCAUGCCAUGUUUUUCCAUUGUACUUUUCCUGUCAAGGGUUUCUUGCGUAUCUUCCCCUGCUGGCUGUCACAAAGUGCUUAUUUUCUCCUGUGUAAGUUACUCACCCGCAGGCAGACACGAGUGCUUCUCCCAAACUGCUACACACAGCAGCUCCCACAGAGUUUUUUUGAACAGGACAUUUGUAUAUCAGUCUGUGGGAGUGAAUUCCUUGAUCUCUUGAUCCCCUUCAGCCUGGGGAAGAAAAGGCUCUGGGGAGACCUUGGAGCUACACUUCAGUUUCUAAAGGGGACCUACAGGAAGGUUGGAGAGGGACUGUUCAGAAGGACUUUGAGUGAUAGGAUGAGAGGCAAUGGUUUGAAAUUUGAGUAGGGCAGAUUUAGGUUGGACAUCAGGAAGUUCUUUACAAUGAGAGGGGUGAAAUACUGGAGCAGGAUGCCCAGGGAUGAGGUUGAGGCCUUGUCUCUGGAGACAUUCAAGAUCAGACUGAAUGUGGCCCUGGGCAGCCUGAUCUAGUUGGAGGUGUCUUUGCUGAGUGCAGGGGGUAUUGGACAAGAUGACCUUUGAGGGUGCCUUCCAAGCCAGUGCAGUCUGUGAAUCUGUAAAUUCCUCAAUGAUUUGAGUAGGGAAGAGCCAGUCUUUUGCCUUCAGUUUUCCAUAUCUUUUCUUUCCAUUGGUUUAUAUCAGAGGCAAAUUCAGGUGAGCUGAAGUAACCUAACCAUCCCACAGGAAAACUGGUGACAUUCUGGGUAGCACCAGC
Pogoniulus pusillus (Red-fronted tinkerbird) is the source of this 2753-nucleotide messenger RNA. RefSeq names its product potassium inwardly rectifying channel subfamily J member 8 (gene KCNJ8). The coding region runs from base 458 to 1723 and encodes 421 amino acids. The record is from RefSeq and is a predicted model, not a curated record. NCBI's taxonomy places the organism in Eukaryota, Metazoa, Chordata, Aves, Piciformes, Lybiidae. The transcript has 3 exons. Gene Ontology annotation, cellular component: plasma membrane. Gene Ontology annotation, molecular function: ATP-activated inward rectifier potassium channel activity. Gene Ontology annotation, biological process: regulation of monoatomic ion transmembrane transport; potassium ion import across plasma membrane.